AUGAUGAAAAACCAAUCAAACACAUCAGCAAAAUCAUAUCAUAAAGCUACGACUACACCCACCAACUUCAGAGCAGCGAAGAAUGAACAUGCAUCCACUCAUGUAUCUCAGAAUGAUAUAACCGAAACCUUGUUGUCAACAGCAGUCGUCAAGAUAACAGGAGCAGAUGGAACUCAACAUACAAUGAGAGCUUUGAUUGAUCAAGGAUCACAAAUAUCAAUAAUAAGCGAACAUGCCGCUCAAAUUUUAAAAUUAAAGAGAAAUAAAUGUAAGGGUACAAUUUUUGGCAUCGGAGAAAAAGAAAAUAACUGUAAAGGUGUAAUGAAACUUCGCAUCCAGUCUAUUUACAGUGACUUUGCGAUAGAAGGAGAGACCCUUAUUAUGAAAAGUUUAAUCAAAAACUUACCAAAUAAAACAUUUGUUAAACCAUCUUGGCCUCACAUACAAACCAUUAAUUUAGCGGAUCCCGAAUUCUAUACCAGCCGUGCAGUGGAUUUACUUCUUGGAGCCGAUGUAUACUGUAAAAUAAUGCUAGGUGGCAUUUUAAGAGGAGAUAGUGAGGAUCAACCAAUCGCUCAGCAAACACAAUUAGGAUGGCUGCUUUGCGGGACAAUGAAAACCCGUUACAAUUGCAACGUCGUUCUUCAUAAUACAGAUGACUUGCGCAGAUUUUGGGAAAACGAAGACAUCAACCAGCAAAAUGAAAUGUCCACUGAAGACCAUGAAUGUUUGCAGUUUUUCUUGUCAACCACAGAAAGACUUGAAGAUGGUAGAUUUCAAGUUCGACUACCAUUCAAAAAAGACUCCAAGGAACAACUUGGAGCCAGUAAACCAUUAGCUUUGGCGCAGUUUCGUAAUCUAGAGAAAAAGUUACAGAGGAAUCCAGAAGUAAAACGAGAAUACGAAAAGUUCAUGAAUGAAUAUAUUACGUUAAACCAUAUGUCACUAUCAAACACAAAUGCGACACCUGAGUGCUAUUUACCGCAUCACAGUGUAAUUCGAGCGGAGUCAACGACCACAAAACUACGUGUUGUGUUCAACGCGUCUGCAAGAUCUCUAUCCGGAGUAAGUCUUAAUGAUAUCAUGUAUAGAGGUCCCAAUUUGCAACAGGAUCUUCAGGAAUUAAUCCUCAAAUGGAGGCAGUAUGAGUAUGUUUACACUGCGGACAUUGAAAAAAUGUACCGACAAAUAUUAGUGCAUCCCGAAGAUCAACCAUACCAGAAAAUAUUAUGGAGAGACAAUCAAAACCAGCCAAUUCGUACCUAUCAACUUACCACCGUUACCUACGGUACAAAACCCGCACCAUUUCUAGCUAUGAUGUGUUUGAAGCAGUUAGCAACUGCCGAACAGAAAAAUUAUCCCGACGCAGCAAAAGCUUUAGAAGAAAGCUUCUACAUGGAUGAUUACUGUGGGGGCCAACAUUCAAUAGAGCAGGCAAAUCAAUUAAAACAAGACCUAAUAAAAAUACUCCGCAAAGGCGGAUUUAAUUUAAGAAAAUGGGCCUCAAACGAACCUAAGCUGCUGUCUGAUUUAGAUAAAAGUUUGUGUAACCAGCAAACAUAUGAGUUCAAACAAUCCGACUCCACCAAAACGUUAGGGCUUGCCUGGAACCCUCAAAAGGAUAAAUUUAUAUUUGACUCCAAAUUAGAACAGGAAGUAACAACCAAACCAACCAAAAGGUCUCUGCUAUCGGACAUCUCAAAACUGUUCGAUCCAUUAGGAUGGCUUACCCCUUUGAGUAUUACUAUGAAAAUAAUGUUCCAGACUGUAUGGUUAUCAAACCUGAGCUGGGAUGAUAUUCUACCAAACGAUAUAGAAACUAAAUGGACCAAAUUGAGAAGAGACCUAAAAGAAAUUAAUACCAUAGAAGUAAAUAGAUGGCUCGGAAUACGCAAAGACGACAAGGUACAAUUACACGGGUUUUGUGACGCAUCAAACCAAGCGUAUGCCGCUGUGAUAUACUGCCGAGUCAGCAAGGGAGAGAAUUCUACGGCAGUCUUAGUGGCAGCGAAAGCUAAAGUAGUGCCUAUAAACAAAACUAUUUCGACGCCUAGGCUGGAGUUAAUGGGUGCUCAACUACUAUCAAAACUAAUCCAAAAAGUAAAAAGUUGCUUGGAAGAUUACAACAUACAAACUUAUUGCUGGACCGACUCCACUGCUGUUUUAGGGUGGAUCCAAGGAGAUCCAGGGAGAUGGAAACCAUUUGUAGCCAAUCGAGUACAAACUAUUACCAAGUUAAUACCAUCCGAACAUUGGAAAUAUGUCAACACUAGCGAAAACCCAGCUGACUGCGCGAGUCGGGGAUUGGCCACUAAACAAUUGAAAGAACAUGAGCUGUGGUGGCACGGACCGUCAUGGAUUAAAUCAUUCCAAAACCAGGAUACAACUCAACCAACUUACAUAACUAACUUGGAAGUCAAGAAAUCAUCGACCAAGAUGGGAUUUUACGUGUAA
Molecule: messenger RNA, 2454 nt
Organism: Spodoptera frugiperda (fall armyworm)
Lineage: Eukaryota; Metazoa; Arthropoda; Insecta; Lepidoptera; Noctuidae
Exons: 2
Coding region: 1-2454 (817 amino acids)
Source: RefSeq, a predicted model, not a curated record